UGGCCAGACGAAGCGCUGGCUCAAAUCGGAUUGGACGUUGGAGAUCUUCCAGGAGCGUGUGUGUGUGUGUGUGUGUGUGGGAGUGUUUACGCAAGUGCAUGCGAGUGUCAAACAUUUAUUUUUCACCGGCCAAAUUAUCUCCAGUGGUGGGUGAGAGCCACAUCAUGGAAGUAUGCCAGAGUCAAAGUAAACACAACUGUGUGCAGUGACACCUUUCUCAAAGCAAUUAUGUAAACAGAAAUCCGGGAUUUUUACCUCAAGACUGAAGACAUUCUCACAGUGACAGAUGGACCAUUAGGCUACUAAAGCACCCAAACUGUUCUGUGAUCUGACCGGAGACACGGAGCCCAUCUAACCCGGAGUAGGAUGUUACUAGCAUCCGCCGUGGUGGUAUGGGAAUGGCUGAACGAGCACGGACGCUGGCGGCCCUACAGCCCGGCUGUCUGUCAUCACAUCGAGGCAGUCAUCCGGAGCGACCCGCGGUGUGGUAGUGUCGUCCUCGGCCAGGUGGACUCUCGCCUCUCGCCCUACAUCAUCGACUUGCAUUCCAUGCACCAGUUCCGACAAGACACAGGUACCCUUCGACCGGUACGACGUAGCUUCUACGACCCCACCUCAGCGCCGGGCCAGGGCUGGUUGUGGGAGUGGGAGAACGACGCUGGCAGUUGGACGGCGUAUGACACGGCGGUGGGCAUCGCCAUCCAGGCAGCGCGCGAUCGCCAGCAGCCCUGGCUGGACCUGGCGCCGCUGGGUUUCUGCUACCUCAUUGACUUCGAGAGCAUGACCCAAAUCAACGGGCAGACGCAGCGCUGCCGGCGCAUCCAGCGCCGCUCCGACCUGGCCUACCCGCUGGUGUCCGGGCCCCUGCCCAAAUCCCAACACGCCUGGGGGCCCAUGUCCAUGCCCAGCCACGGAGGACUGCUCGGCGUGGACGUAUCCGGAGUGGGCAUGGGGAUACGGAUGAGCAGCGGCGGGACUGGAAACGGGAGCGCGUACCCCAGCGGGGCGCUCCCGGCCUCAGCCAUCACGUCCCUGGGACAGCCGUGCGCUUGUCAGCAGUGCAUGUUGGUGCUGAGCGUCAAAGCGGGCGCCAUGUCCGCUCACACUCUGGGUCGGAGACCGCCACAGACCAAACCACCUAGUCCCAAAAUCAGUAGUUACCCCGUCCCAGGAGGGUCGUACUCACUAACCCUCCCUCGACCUCCUUCCCUGUCUCGGUCUUACUCCCCCCACAGGACGUCCAUAGUCGGGGCGACAGGUGGCUUCAGUGUGGGUGGUAUGGGUGGUGCAGGAGGUGUAGGUUUCAUGGGCGGCGGUGGUUUUGGCGGCGCCAGCCUCGGUUACGGAGGAGGCUUCCCCCACUCUCUUUCCCUCCUCAGCUCGGCCACCGGCGCCCUCUCCAUCUCCUCCACCCGACCCCCUCCUCCAGCUCUCCCCCCUCCUCCACCGCCUCCCGCUCCGUCCUCCACCGCCCUCUCGUCUGCGGUCACCUCUCCCCCUCACCCCUCCACCUCGUCCUCCCUCUCCGCCCCCUGUUCCGCCCCUGCAGCGCCCGCUCCGGGCCUGCCUCUCAUCUCCACGACUGCCUCCACCUGCACGCCGUCGCCUUCGGCCCGCGUCCUGGGUCCAGUGUCUUUGUCCGGUGCCGCUGCCUGCGCAGCCCCUCUGCCGCCCCGGUCCAGCCUAGCGGGGCUGAGCCGACCUGCGCUGCAGCGUAUAGCCAUGGCUCAGUCGCGUGCCCUCAUUGCCUCUGGAGUACCAACUGUUCCAGUGAAGAACCUGAAUGGAUCAAGUCCUGUACACCCUGCGCUAGCAGGCAUUACAGGCAUCCUGAUGAGCGCGGCAGGACUUCCCGUCUGCCUGACCCGCCCUCCCAAGCUGGUGCUCCAUCCUCCACCCGUUAGCAAGAGUGACAUCAAGCCCAUCCCCGGUCUGGGCCACUGCUGUCGCAAAACCACGAAGAAACAGGCUCGUAAAGGGAAGACCCCUGAGGAGGUGGUGAAGAGGUACCUUCAGAAAGUCCGCAAUCCCCCAGAGGAGGACUGCACCAUCUGCAUGGAGGCCCUGGCUGGGCCAUCGGGCUACAAAGGCCCCGGUGUGGGCGGCAUCUCCCGGGCCGAGUCGGUGGGCCGCCUCGCACAGUGCGGCCACCAGUACCACCUCCAAUGCCUCGUCGCAAUGUACAACAACGGCAACAAGGACGGCAGCCUGCAGUGUCCCACCUGCAAGACCAUCUACGGAGUCAAGACUGGCAACCAGCCCCCGGGCAAGAUGGAGUACCACGUCAUCCCCCACUCGCUACCGGGCCACCCGGACUGCAAAACCGUCCGUAUCAUUUAUAACAUCCCUCCUGGCAUCCAGGGCCCAGAGCACCCGAAUCCAGGCAAACCCUUCACUGCCCGCGGGUUCCCCAGACACUGCUACCUCCCUGACAGCGAGAAGGGACGCAAGGUUCUGAGGCUUCUUCUGGUAGCAUGGGACCGCCGGCUCAUUUUUUCUGUGGGUACAUCCAGCACCACGGGCGAGUCGGAUACAGUCAUCUGGAAUGAGGUGCACCACAAGACGGAGUUCGGCUCCAACCUGACGGGCCACGGCUACCCUGACCCCGGCCACUUGGACAACGUCCUGGAGGAGCUCAAGGCUCAGGGGAUCACCGAGGAGGAGUGCCUGCCCAGAGACUGAACGGACACAAUCAAAACGCUGCAGACGCGGAAUAAACACACGCGAUCCUGGAACGGGAUCCGCAGCCGGACAGACGAAUUAUUAAGUCUGCUAAAAAAAAAAAAAAAAAAAAUGAACAAAGGGAACUUUGACCAACAGAGGUGGACAGCAACUUCAAAAAAAGAAACUCUUUACGGGAGCGUUAGAGAAAGUGUUUCAGCAGAAUUUGCUGGGAAUAAGAUGUCUCUCAUGACUGCAUGAGUCAGUUUCGAUACAUGGGAAAACUUUUUUUUUUUUUCUCCCAAUGCAGUAACGGUGUCAAGAUCGAAGAUGUUAUUCAGUGAGACAUUUGAGACCACUGUGCACAUACAAGUCAGUGUUAGAUAAAAAAAAAAAAACAACAACUGUCAUUUAUACUGUGAGACUUCAUUUCAAGAAUGUAACUAAGUGAAUUUUGCUGAAUUGAUAAAGUGUUUAGCGCUGCUGUUGCUGCUGCUAUGUGGAGCUGACAGGAGCUUAAACUGAAAAGGAGUGAAGGUCUGUAAGUUGUUUCAAGUGUUAAGUCCACAAGCAGAAGAAACUUGUCAUUGCAGAUAAAUAUUUCAAAUGUAUAACUGGAUAUCUGAGCAUGAAUAUUUGCUGACCUCUAGUGGUACUUUUCCAGAACUACAUUCCUGUUUAGGUUUGAUUUAUAUUUUAUUGUAUUGUUGUAUAUUAUGACUACUUGAUAUAUGAUAUUGUUUCCAUUCUAUCAUGUUUUUUUAUAUUUUGAUUAGACAUUUUGUUUUAUAUGGUGUGUUUUCUUUGCAUUGUUUUCAGGUGUGGGGUGAAGUUAAGAUGAGCUGCUGGUGUACCAGAGUUUGCCUGACACUUUAUAUGCCAUAUACCAGCCCCCCUUUCUUCAACAAAAAUCUUCUUUUUUUUUUCGGUAUUUUGUAUUAGAUUAGCUCACAAACUGACAUUCCUUAAUUGUUCUGCCCUCAGAGCAUGGGUGCAUUUAAUAGCUUUCUAUGUCUUCUUGUAUCUGCGUUAAUGUUAAGAACUGAUAGAGGAA
Messenger RNA from Anarrhichthys ocellatus (wolf-eel), 3715 nucleotides. RefSeq names its product deltex 4, E3 ubiquitin ligase a (gene dtx4a). Bases 367 to 2682 code for a protein of 771 amino acids. Gene Ontology annotation, biological process: Notch signaling pathway; protein ubiquitination. The transcript has 9 exons. Gene Ontology annotation, molecular function: zinc ion binding. Lineage: Eukaryota; Metazoa; Chordata; Actinopteri; Perciformes; Anarhichadidae. The record is from RefSeq and is a predicted model, not a curated record.